Messenger RNA from Cicer arietinum (chickpea), 2766 nucleotides. RefSeq lists its product as uncharacterized. NCBI's taxonomy places the organism in Eukaryota, Viridiplantae, Streptophyta, Magnoliopsida, Fabales, Fabaceae. Gene Ontology annotation, molecular function: protein binding. The record is from RefSeq and is a predicted model, not a curated record.
CAUUAUUGUCUUCCUUUGAUUAAGGUCUUUAACUUCAAUUUGUUUUUAACAAUAGCUUUACAAAAACAAUUUUCUCCGAAUCAAUUUUUGGUGCAACAGAAUUAAGAGCUCGUCACUUUGUCUUCCCUAGCUCACUCAAACCAAACACAUCAGCGUUGUUAGUGUGAACUGUGAUUCUGUGAAUACUGAAACUCUGCUUCUUCAUCCUUAACACGCUUUGCAUCUCACAAGCUCUCUAGGAUUGAAUAAACCAUCAAUAGCCACACACAAACACACAAAAAGUCUGUGUAACCAUCUCAACCCUUCUCCACCCAAUUUUUCAAUACCCUCUUUCUUAAUUAUCCUUUGAAACUAACAAUGUGUUCCCAAAAGACCCUUUUCAGAAUCAUCAACAAAACUGUGUCUUUUCCUUCAAACCAACAACAACAACAUGAACUUGCUCAUAAGAUUACUCAAAUCCUCAUCAAUUCAAAAACCCCAAACUAUUUCAAAUCCAAUAAUACAGAACUUCACUCAAUGAUCUCCUGCAUCACCCCCCAUGUUACUUACCGUGUUCUUUCAAACCCCAUUCUCCCACCUCAUUCCUGUUUAUCCUUUUUCCAUUUCCUUAAAACCCAACAUUCCAACAUUUCACUUAAACCUGACCUAAAUUCCCAUUUGAUUCUCCUUUCGAGACUCUUCCAAGCUCGGAAAUUCGCUUCCAUGAAGACUAUUUUGAAUUCUGUGGUUAAUGAUUCAGAAUUUGGUUGUCCGGUUUCGGGUAUUGUUGAUUUGGUUGAUGAAUUUGAGCCACAUUUUGUUGAGGAGCUUUGUGACAUGUUGUUUAGGGUUUGUUCUGAUAAUAGGUUGUUUGAAGAGGCAUUUAGGGUUUAUGAUUAUGUGGAAGAAAAAGGGUUGGUGAUUGAGGAGAGGUCCUGCUUUGUGCUUUUGCUUGCGUUGAAAAAAUUCGGUGAGGUUGAUUUGUGUCUUAGGUUCUUUCGUCGAAUGGUUGAGUCGGAGAGUAUUGAAAUUAGAGUUCAAUCUUUGACACUUGUGGUGGAUGUGUUGUGUAGGAGAGGAGAGGUUGGGAAAGCUAAGGAGUUGAUGGAUGAGAUGGUGGGGAAAAGUAUUGUGAAACCGACUGUGUUUACUUACAAUACAUUGUUGAAUGCGUAUGUUGGAAUAAAGGAUCGAAAGGGAGUUGAUGAGAUACUGAGGUUGAUGGAGAGGGAGGGAGUUGUUCGAAGUGUGGCUACAUAUAGUAUUUUGAUUCAGUGGUAUUCGAGUUCUGGUGAUAUUGGUGAAGCUGAAAAAAUAUUCGAGGAGAUGCGUGAGAGAAAUGUAGAAAUGGAUGUUUAUGUCUAUUCAUCGAUGAUAAGUUGGAAUUGUAGGUUAGGAAAUAUGAAAAGGGCCUUUGAUUUGUUUGAUGAAAUGUCUCAGAGAGACAUUGCUCCUAAUGCGCAUACUUACGGCUCUUUGAUUUGUGGUGUGUGCAAAGCAGGUCAAAUGGAAGCUGCAGAAAUCUUGUUGGAAGAGAUGCAAAGUAAGGGAGUCGACCUAAAUAUAGUCAUUUUUAACACAAUGAUGGAUGGUUACUCCAAAAGAGGAAUGAUGGAUGAAGCUUCAAGGCUGCAAGGAAUCAUGGAAAGGAAAGGAUUCAACGCAGAUGUGUUUACGUACAACAUUCUUGCUAGUGGUCUUUGUAAAUUGCAUAGGUACAACGAAGCGAAGCAAACUUUAAACUCAAUGAUAGAGCAAGGAAUCGAACCAAAUGUUGUGACAUUCACUACAUUUGUCGAGAUAUAUAGCAAGGAAGGAAACCUUGCAGAAGCUGAGAGGAUCUUUAGGGAUAUGGAGAAAAAGGGAGAAGUGCCUAACGUUGUUACUUAUAACACUCUAAUCGAUGCAUAUUGCAAGAAAGAAAAAGUGAAGCAAGCGCAUUCGAUAAAAUCUGAAAUGGUAAACAAAGGGUUAGUGCCAGAUGUGUAUACAUACUCAUCACUAAUACAUGGGGAAUGUAUUGUUGGCAGGGUAGAUGCGGCACUUAAACUUUUCAACGAGAUGGGUUUAAAGGGCAUAACUGGAAACGUUGCAACGUAUACAUCGAUUAUUUCAGGUUUAUCCAAAGAAGGGAGAUCAGAUGAAGCUUUUAACUUGUAUGAUGAGAUGAUGAGAAAGGGCCUAACACCUGAUGAUAGAGUUUUUGCUGGACUUGUUGGUAGCCUUCACAAACCCGUCACUCAUGCUGCUCUUAAACAAAAUGAAUACGAGGAACAAAAGUAGACACUUCAGAUACCUUCAAUAGGGUCAAAUAUUUGUUUGUCAAAUGCACGAGGGGAGGAAGUACGAAAAAUUGGUCGAUAAGGGUGUGAGAUAAUGCUGAUUUUUUUCUUGAAGCUCAAGCAAGAAGACAUGUGUUGAGGGGAAAAUUUAUCUUCAACAAUACCAAAUUAGAGCUUGGAAACUGGGAAAAUAUGCAAAUAUUCUGCUCUUGCAUCAAGAAAGUAUCAGAUUUGGGUUCAGUUCACUCAAGGGAUUUAUUUAUAGCUAUGUGACUAUGGGAUCUGAGUGAAGGUUUUAUUGUUGAUAACGAAGGAAAGCUGUUGUAUAUGAUCAUUGAUUUCUGCUGAACAUGACGGAUACAAGUUUCAUUUUUACCUCGCCCGUUGUUUUUCGCCCACUUGCAAUGUGUCAGAAUGUUAGUUUUAAAUAUUAGUUGCAAAAAUUAUGCAACAGAUUCUACAUCAACCGUUUUCUAUAUUGCUAAAUCAAAGUAUUUAAUCUUUA